Sphenostylis stenocarpa is the source of this 582-nucleotide messenger RNA. NCBI's taxonomy places the organism in Eukaryota, Viridiplantae, Streptophyta, Magnoliopsida, Fabales, Fabaceae. The record is from the annotation of a GenBank genome assembly.
AUGUUUCUUUUUGAUUGGUUCUAUGGAAUUUUGGCCAGUCUUGGUCUUUGGCAAAAGGAAGCGAAGAUUUUGUUCCUGGGAUUAGAUAAUGCUGGCAAGACCACUUUGCUUCACAUGCUCAAAGAUGAGAGAUUAGUUCAGCAUCAACCUACUCAAUAUCCCACUUCGGAAGAAUUGAGUAUCGGAAAGAUAAAGUUUAAGGCUUUUGAUUUGGGUGGCCACCAGAUUGCUCGUAGGGUUUGGAGGGAUUAUUACGCCCAGGUGGAUGCUGUAGUGUACCUGGUUGAUGCAUAUGACAAGGAAAGAUUUCAAGAAUCGAAGAAGGAGUUGGAUGCUCUUCUUGCUGACGAGUCACUUGCAAAUGUGCCUUUUCUUAUCUUGGGAAACAAGAUUGACAUACCUUAUGCUGCCUCAGAGGAUGAGCUGCGUUAUCACAUGGGUCUCACCAACUUCACCACGGGCAAGGGCAAGGUUAAUUUGGCUGAUUCCAAUGUUCGACCUUUGGAGGUUUUCAUGUGCAGUAUUGUACGCAAGAUGGGGUAUGGUGAAGGCUUUCAGUGGCUCUCCCAGUACAUUAAAUAG